Molecule: messenger RNA, 1034 nt
Organism: Trachymyrmex cornetzi
Lineage: Eukaryota; Metazoa; Arthropoda; Insecta; Hymenoptera; Formicidae
Gene: lsn
Product: vacuolar-sorting protein SNF8
Exons: 2
Coding region: 261-1016 (251 amino acids)
Biological process (GO): protein transport to vacuole involved in ubiquitin-dependent protein catabolic process via the multivesicular body sorting pathway
Cellular component (GO): ESCRT II complex
Source: RefSeq, a predicted model, not a curated record
UUUCUCAACAAUGGAGCUCCCGGGACCCGGAAAGCUCUGACAUCAUCUGUCAUUUUUGCUGCUCAAAGAUAUAAUAUAAAAAAAGUGCAGGAAAAUGCGAAAGAUAUAGAAAGUGUACAUGUGAGAAAAACGGAGUCAUUACUGUCAUUAGUAUAUAUCAGUACAUAUACUGGGUAUAAUUUAAUAAGACUCCACACACAACAAAAUCAUUCUCGAGGAGUCGAAUUUGAGUUUGACAAUCAGAGAAACGUCAGGAAAAGAUGAGACGAAAGGCGGGAGUAGGUGCGAUACAAAAACAGAAGCUAGAGCAGGAGAAGUACCGAGACAAGGGCACGGAAAUCCAGGAAAACCAAUUCGAGCAGAUGACCAAGCACAUGGAAACGUUUCGUGUGAAUCUUGAGGAGUUUGCUUCAAAGCACAAGAAUGAGAUCAAGAAGAACGCGCAGUUCCGACGCCAGUUCACAGAGAUGUGCGCUUCGAUUGGUGUGGACCCUUUGGCAUCUGGCAAGGGUUUCUGGUCGGUGCUGGGCAUUGGCGACUUCUACUACGAGUUGGCUGUCCAGAUUGUCGAGGUCUGCAUGGCGACCAACUACAAGAACGGUGGUCUGAUAUCGCUAGACGAGCUGAGAACACGUUUGAUUCAGGCCAGAGGACGUAGAAAGGAGCAUCAGGAGAUCACCAAUGAAGACCUGCUAGCUGCCGCGAAGAAGUUGAGAAUAUUCGGAAAUGGCUUCUCCGUAGUUCCCAUUGGUAGGGGAAAGCACUUGGUACAAUCGAUACCUGGUGAACUCAGCAUGGACCAUACUGCAGUAUUGAGUCAGGCUAGCUUGUCCACAAACGCCUACGUCUCCAAGUCUAUUCUGUGUAAAGAAUUGAGAUGGGAGGAGGACAGAGCGCAAAAGGCUUUGGACCACAUGAUGAAAGAAGGACUGGCUUGGCUGGACAGACAAGCGAAAGAUGAGACGUUGUAUUGGUUUCCUAGUUUAUUCACAGCUUGCAUUGUUUCCAAAGAAUGAACUCGGUGUCAAUAUCAA